Messenger RNA from Schistosoma margrebowiei, 252 nucleotides. Lineage: Eukaryota; Metazoa; Platyhelminthes; Trematoda; Strigeidida; Schistosomatidae. The record is from the annotation of a GenBank genome assembly.
AUGAUUGAAGAAAAUAUAUAUUCAAUAAGAUAUCAUAAAGAUCGUAUUCAAUUAAUAUACAAUGAGAACAUCCAAUCAGGUCGUGUUGACCCACAAUUAAUGUAUCAAUAUAUACAAUGUACAAGCAAACGUUUACAGAUUGAAAAUGGUGCUGAUCUUAUGAGAGAUAUGAAUCAUCAAGAAUCCCUUCAAAUACAAGAAUGUUUUGACAAUAAAAGGAUAAAUUAUGAAAAAAAUAUUCAAUUAUCAUAA